GUUAGGGCAAAAAUGUAAAAGACUCAAGUUGGGAGAGAGGAGUAGGAAAUAGUAGUAGUAGUUUAGUAGUAAUUGAUGAUAAGCUGCUUGAUUGAAACAGGUGGGGAAAUGUGUUUAUAAUGACAGUGAAAUAACUGUGUCCGAUGCAAUAGUGUCAAAAAUCAAUUUCGUCUUUUUCUUUCAUUUUUAUUCGAAGAUUAAAGGCACGGUGAGGAAAGAGAGAGAGAGGAGGAGAGAACGGACCUUAUCUCUCUUGCAAAAGGACAUUAACAAUAAAGGCAAAAACCAAGAAAGGAAAGAAGGAAAGAAUAGAAAGAGGAAAGUAUUCAUACCCAAAAUCGCCCACCUUCUUGCUCUCUGCUACUCAAUCAAUCGUCACUCGUCUCUCCAUUUUCAAACUACACACAACAGUAAAAGGGUUUCAAAAAGGUACUUUCAGCUAACUCUGGAGGUUGUUAAAGACGUUUUUAACAUUAAGCAGCAGCCUUUUGUGUGAGCUUUUGAUUUCCUAGAUUUAUGGGCGGUGUUAAUAAGCAGCUCCAGUGUUAUGGUGAGUUUGGGACUGCUUGUUGCGGCGGUGCCUGACCAAUUUUGAUUAUUUUAUUUGGGAGAUUUGAGCUGCCUACGUCACGAUGAAUCAUUCUGUUCCUGAUUUUGAUAUGGAUGAUGACUACUCUCUUCCUGCUUCAUCUGGUCUUACCAGAACUAAGAAGUCCGCAAUGGCGGAAGAGGAAAUCAUGGAACUACUGUGGCAAAAUGGUCAAGUGGUUAUGCAGAGUCAGAAUCAAAGAUCUGUUAAGAAAUCUCACAUCGGUAACGGCAGUGGAGGCGGUCGUGAUGCGGUUAUUCCCUCUGACCAAGGUGUCAGUAGAGAGAUCCGACAUGUAGAGGAAACUACUCCACAUCAUCUGUUUAUGCAGGAGGAUGAGAUGGCCUCAUGGCUUCACUACCCACUCGAUGACUCCUCCUUCGAACGUGAUCUCUACUCCGAUCUCCUAUAUCCCACGCCGACUUCUACCUUAACCACCGCCGCGCUGCCACGAGAUAGCCGUACGUCUACGUUGGAGAUCCGUCCACCUCCGCCACAACCAUCGCCAGCAGCGCCGAUUGGAACGGCUCCUCGGCCACCUAUACCUCCUUCUAGACGCUCCGUCACAGAAAAUUCAAAUCGGUUCCAGAACUUCGGACACUUCUCGCGAUUGCCUACAGCCAGGUUAGAACCUGGUCAGGCAAAUUUAAGCAAGUCACCGAGAGAUUCAACGGUCGUGGAUUCAAACGUAACUCCAAUUACAGGGCAGGAAUCUAGAGUUUCACACGUACCCGAUAAUGUGGUACCAGUUCCCGGCGGAAAUGUAGGAUGUAGUACUAUAAACGGCAGCACCGGAACUGCGACUACGUCAACGGCAAUUAGAGAACCGACAACAACAUGUGACAUUUCAAUGACGUCAUCUCCGGGUUGCUCAGGAAAUAGUGUAAGCGCCAGUGCCGAACCACCAGCACCAGCACCGUCGCAUAAGGCGGCGCCAACGGCAACGGCAACAGCAGCAGCAGCGGAUGAUCGGAAACGGAAAGGAAGAGAAACGGACGACGAAGGUCAGAAUGAGGAAGCUGAAUUUGAGUCUCCUGAUACAAAAAAGCAAGCACGCGGUUCAACAUCCACAAAGCGAUCUCGUGCUGCGGAGGUCCAUAAUCUUUCAGAAAGGAGACGUAGAGACAGAAUAAAUGAGAAGAUGAAGGCCCUGCAGGAACUCAUACCACGCUGUAACAAGACGGACAAAGCUUCAAUGCUUGAUGAGGCAAUUGAGUAUUUGAAAUCACUGCAAUUGCAAGUGCAGAUGAUGUCCAUGGGAUGUGGCAUGGUCCCGAUGAUGUAUCCUGGAAUGCAGCCGUACAUGCCGCCAAUGGGAAUGGGGAUGGGUAUGGAGAUUGGCAUGAACAGGCCAAUGGUGCCAUAUCCACCUCUAUUACCAGGUGCAGUGAUGCAGAAUGCAGCUGCAGCAGCACAAAUGGGUCCUAGAUUUCCUAUCCCUCCAUUUCAUUUGCCACCAGUUCCAGUUGCAGAUCCAUCCAGAAUGCAAGCCUCAAGUCAACCAGAUCCAAUGCUAAAUUCACUUGUUGCACAUAAUUCGAACCAGUCAAGACUUCCGAAUUUUAGUGAUCCAUAUCAGCAGUUUUUUAGUCUCCAGCAGGCGCAAGUUGCAUUAGCGCAGGCAAGCCCUUCCUAUUCUACUUGGUCCUUAACUCAUUUCAUAGCGACUAUGUCAAUGUAG
Messenger RNA from Solanum verrucosum, 2270 nucleotides. RefSeq names its product transcription factor PIF1-like. The transcript has 6 exons. NCBI's taxonomy places the organism in Eukaryota, Viridiplantae, Streptophyta, Magnoliopsida, Solanales, Solanaceae. Bases 633 to 2270 code for a protein of 545 amino acids. The record is from RefSeq and is a predicted model, not a curated record. Gene Ontology annotation, molecular function: protein dimerization activity. Gene Ontology annotation, cellular component: nucleus.